CGUGCCCACUUUAUACUGCAUCAAAAUAACCUACUGGUUCAAUGAUAUUGCCAGAUCUUGUGAGUCUGAAGAGCAAUAAUGUUUAACUUCUACAGUGAAAUGAAGGUAUCUUUAUUCUGAGCAUAUAGACUUGCCCACUGUGAGCUGAUAGAAGUGUGGAGGUUAUUCGUCUACUGAUUUGAAACGUCCAUUUUACUUCACCAUCAUCGUCAUAAUUACUGUGGAUUGUUAUGUGUUUGUUUUGUUACUUAUUUAUGUAAGUAUAUCAUGUUGUAAGUUAAGUUGUUUGUGUAGGAGCUCGCAGACGCUGGCUUUCUGCUUUCAGGACAGUUACCGCUAAGUGUGUAAAAGCCGCGCCCCUGAAUGUUUCCACGCCGGUAGACUCACCGUGGCUAGAGGAGGAGCACUGACGCCUGUUCUACCUCGAAUAACGCUAAAGCAAAUCACUUAAGAGAACCAUUUACAUUACGGAACAACGAAGAUGUCUGACACACGCAACAUUAAAGCCAAAUUGGAGCGCACAAAACAGCUUGUUGCUGAGAUGCAUGAAGAAAAAAGAAGAAAAGCAGAAGAAAGAAAAAAGAAAGAGUCUGAGGUACAGCAAAUGGCAGAGUGUGCAUCAGACGACUCAGACUUGGACAGAAAGAAAAGCGAAAUCUCUCAAGAACCGCCUUUAGUCCCAACCCCUAUGUCUCCCUCUUCGCAAUCAGUGAGCGCUUCCAGUGAGAACGGGAGCCAGGAGUCAGUGGAGGGAGGAACCAUGGCUAGGACGCUGCAGUGGGACAUGGACCCCUCAGCUCUUCAGCUCCUAGCAGACGCAGAGCACAGGUGCGUAAUGAAGAGACUUGAAACAUCAGAGAUUGUACAGAUUGAUUACAUACCCAAGAAACUGGUGACGUACUGUAAAGAGACCCAGACUCCAGUAGCACCAAAUCUGUCUGAAGAAGAAGAGAAGGAGGAUGAAGAACUCCCUGUGGUCCAACCCAAACCUCAAUCUGAAGAACAUCUGGUGACGGACAAUCAAGAGACCAUGCAAGAACAUCCUAAAGAGCUCACAGAGGAAGAGAAGCAGCAGAUUGUCCAAUCAGAAGAUUUCCUGAUCUUCUUUGACCGUAGCAUUCGGCUGGUGGAGCGAACUCUAGCUGAGGACCUGGAUAUUUUCUUUGACUACAGCGGACGUGACAUGGAAGACAGAGAGGGAGACACACAAGCUGGUUUAAAUCUGUCCUUCAACCAACAAUUCUAUGACGAACAGUGGUCCAAACAUCGAGUCGUCACCUGUCUGGAUUGGUCACCGCAGUACUCUGAAUUGCUGAUGGCUUCAUACAAUGCCAAUGAACACGCACCACAGGAACCAGAUGGAGUUGUGCUGCUGUGGAACAUGAAGUUUAAGAAGACAAUCCCAGAAUACAUAUUUCACUGUCAGUCCUCUGUGAUGUCAGUGGGUUUCGCACAGUUUCAUCCAAACCUCAUCGUUGGGGGCACUUACUCUGGCCAGAUAGCAUUGUGGGACAAUCGGAGCCCCAGGAGAACUCCAGUACAAAGGACACCUUUAUCUGCUGCUGCUCAUACUCAUCCCGUGUCCAGCGUAAACGUGGUGGGAACCCAAAACGCCAACAGUCUGAUUACCGUGUCCACAGAUGGCAAGAUGUGCUCCUGGAGUUUAGAUAUGCUCUCUCAGCCACAGGAUAGUAUGGAACUGUACUAUAACAAGUCCAAGGUUGUAGCUGUGACUGGAAUGGCUUUUCCUGUUGGUGAUGUGAAUAACUUUGUGGUGGGAAGUGAAGAAGGGACAGUGUACACGGCCUCACGGCACGGCAGUAAGGCUGGUAUUAGUGAGAUGUUUGAGGGCCACCAAGGACCAGUGACUGGCAUCAGCUGCCAUAAUGCUGUGGGCCCCAUUGAUUUCUCCAACCUCUUCACCACCUCAUCCUUUGACUGGACUGCCAAACUGUGGUCAACUAAACAUAACAAACCGCUCUACUCUUUUGAGGACAGUGUUGACUACGUCUAUGACGUCAUGUGGUCUCCUGUGCACCCUGCUGUCUUUGCUACAGUGGAUGGAAUAGGUCGCCUUGACAUUUGGAACCUUAAUAAGGACAAAGAGGUUCCUACAGCAAGUGUGACAGUGGAGGGCUCUUUUGCUCUGAACCGGGUCAGAUGGGCAUCAGGAGGUCGCGAAGUAGCUGCAGGUGAUUCUGAGGGUCGAGUCUGGAUCUAUGACGUUGGAGAGCAAUUGGCAGUGCCACAUUCAGAGGACUGGAGCCGACUUGCACAAGUUCUCGUGGAGAUCCGUGCAAAUGCUGAUGGAGACGUGACUGGCUGAGAGUGUACCUGUAUAUGUACUACAAAAGCAAAACACACACACACAUAUUUAUUUACAUAUAUAUAUAUAUAUAUAUAUAUGUUCAGUAAUACUAAGCUAUUAGAACAGAUGACAGAAUUGACUGUUAAAGUUCCAUUGUUAAUUGAACUUUUAGUUACUGGUCUUCCCUAUUCCUGUUGUUUUUUUUUUUUUUUUUUUUUAAACUAAACAUGAACAAAGGAAAAGGCUCUUUAUAUGUAAUUACAUAUUUAAAAUAUUUAUCGAUGAAUCCAUAAACAUAUUCAUUCAUUACUGAACAAAACAUUUUUGAAAAGUGUGUUUAAAAUCCGGGUAAAAAAUUUUCCAUCCCAAAUUAUAUGAGCAAAAAGUUAAUAAUAAGCAUAUAAUAAUAAUAAUAAUAAUGAUGAUAAUAAAAUCACCAAAUGCAAGUAUUGGUAUUAGGAAUGCUAUUAAAGAUAGUAUCAAGAUGGUGUUAAAGAACUCUGUGCGGUGUUUUUUCAUCAAGUUCAAUUCAUCCUUAAAGACUCUGGGAAGACUCGAGUGUAGUCAUUUUAAAUGACUGAAAAUAAAACAAAGCAGAACAUUUCCAUACAAAUGUUACUGAUAUCAGUAAUAUGUUUGAUUAGUCUCAAAACCGGACUUGUUCGUUGGUGGCAAUCCAGGGCCAUGGAGCAGACAAGCAGGCUACACCAACCAUCUGCUAGCUGCCUUAGGUUCCACCAUACUGAGACUGUGUCUGUUCCCCGAGCUAAACAGACGUGUAGAAAUACUCAGAAAGUUUGUUUUAGUAAUCUAAUGAACAUAAAAUUUGAUCAUAUUGAGUACACAGCCUGCACCUUUGAUCUGAGUCUAGGACUGUUAAAUAUUAUAUAUCUCAUACAUCUAAAGCACUUAUGGUAAAUGAAACUAAUACUGAUGAGGUUUAUGUAGUGUGUGUGACAGAAAUGUGGAUUAAACCAAAUGAGAAUGUAGCAUUAAAUGAAGCUAGUCCUCAUGGAUACAGUUAUAUACAUCGCUCUCAUCUAAAUGGCAGAGGAAGUGGCAUCACAAUUAAUUAUUAAUGAUAUUAUAAAAAAAAAAAAAAAAAACCUGGAAAUGAAUGUGAUGUGAAGUUCUUUAUACUAAUAUAGCAUACAGUUGUGCUUGAAAGUUUGUGAACCCUUUAGACUUUUCUAGAUAUCUGCAUAAAUAUGACCUAAAACAUCAUCAGAUUCUCCGACGAGUCCUAAAAGUAGACAAAGAGAGCCGAAUUAAACAAAUGGGACAAAAAUAUUAUACUCGGUCACUUAUUUAUUGAGGAAAAUGAUCCAAUA
Messenger RNA from Ictalurus furcatus (blue catfish), 3639 nucleotides. RefSeq names its product dynein, cytoplasmic 1, intermediate chain 1 (gene dync1i1). Gene Ontology annotation, cellular component: cytoplasmic dynein complex. The transcript is spliced from 17 exons. NCBI's taxonomy places the organism in Eukaryota, Metazoa, Chordata, Actinopteri, Siluriformes, Ictaluridae. The record is from RefSeq and is a predicted model, not a curated record. The coding region runs from base 482 to 2326 and encodes 614 amino acids. Gene Ontology annotation, biological process: transport along microtubule. Gene Ontology annotation, molecular function: dynein light chain binding; dynein heavy chain binding.